CAAUUAAUACACCCUGCCUCUCCUAAUUCUUUUCCCUAUCCUCUAAUCAGCAAGAGGCACCACAUACACGAACACAACCACCCUCUCUAAAGUCCACAGAAUUCGAGAAAUAAACAAGUUUUAAGAUGGGAAGCAAUAGCAGAGAGGAAGAAGACAAUCACCAUGUAAUAGAUAUCUGGAAGGUAGACAGCGAGAGGUUGGCUUCCAUGCAGCUCAAGAUUUCCGAGAACCCAAAAUUGCUAAGCAAAGUUGCUGGCAAGAGAUCUUGUUGCAUCUUCAGGGUGCCACAGAGCCUAAUUGAGGUCAAUGGAAAAGCCUACCAACCUCGUAUUGUAUCCAUAGGGCCUUACCACCGUGGUCAACCUCGUCUCAACAUGAUUGAGGAGCAUAAGUGGCGUUAUCUUGGUUCCCUUCUCUCUAGAACAACACAGACCAAAGGGUUGGGCUUGGAGGACUUGUUGAAAGCCAUUGCCAUGUUAGAAUCGGAAGCCAGAGAGUGUUACUCCGAAACCAUCCAGCUUGACUCUCACGAAUUCAUUGAGAUGAUGGUCCUUGAUGGGUGUUUCAUCGUUGAGUUGUUUCGAAAAGUUUCCAAAUUGGUACCCUUCGAAGUCGAUGAUCCACUUGUCACCAUGUCCUGGAUAUUACCAUUCUUUUACAGAGAUUUUCUCAAGCUUGAAAAUCAGAUCCCUUUCUUCAUUCUCCAGCGCUUAUUUGAACUGUCAAAACUUCCAUCAGAAAAGUCAACGCCGACUUUGUCAACUCUUGCCUUGGAAUUCUUCAACAACUCGAUGCUAAGGCCAGACGAAGUCAUAGCCAAGCAGAGUGACAUGAAAGGGAAGCAUUUGCUUGACUUGGUUCGUUCAAGCUUUAUUCCAAGCGAUCAAGAAACAGAGCCCAAAAGGGUCAUCACACCAACACACGUGAUCCACUGUGUCUCUAAGCUUCGCCGCGCUGGGAUUAAGAUCACUCCGGCCAAGGACAGCGAGAGCUUCUUGCACUUGACGUUCAGGCACGGCGUGAUAGAAAUGCCAACCAUCACAGUGGACGAUUUUAUGAGCUCUUUCUUGCUCAACUGCGUUGCAUUUGAGCAAUGCUACAGCGGUUGUUCUAUGCAGUUCACAACCUACGUGACCCUAUUGGACUGUCUCAUAAACACAUAUAGGGAUGUUGAGUACCUAUGUGACCGAAACAUAAUUGAGAACCACUUUGGGAAAGAGGGGGAAGUUGCCCAAUUCAUCAACAACGCAGGAAAAGAUGUCGCAGUUGAUUUGGAUACGAGUUAUUUGUCUGAGUUGUUCAACCAGGUUCACCAAUAUUACCACAGUAGUUGGCAUGUGCAGUGGGCUAGCUUCAAGUACACAUACUUUGAUACGCCAUGGUCCUUUAUCUCUGCUCUGGCUGCAUUCAUAUUGUUGGUUCUAACUGUAGGACAGACCUAUUUUGCCGCUUACCAGUAUUUUGAUUCCCUGAAAUCUUGAUCAAGAGUCAUAGGCUUGAGUAGCACUGGUGCAAAAAUAGUUUUGUAUCAUGCAACCAGAAUUGUUUGUGCAGAGAUUAAAUUCCGUUGUCAGGAUGAGUGCGCUUUUUUUUCAGUAAUUCAAAUUCAGUUUUUGACAUCUUUUUUCUAUUGAUCAGUCAUGGCACGAGUCUUACCACUGAGAAGUGAGAACUGAUAUGGAUUGGGAGUUCUUGAUUUGAUAUUGUCUAUACAAAUUUUUAUUGAUUGACAAAUAUGAUUCCGGUUAUCAAUAU
Molecule: messenger RNA, 1755 nt
Organism: Gastrolobium bilobum
Lineage: Eukaryota; Viridiplantae; Streptophyta; Magnoliopsida; Fabales; Fabaceae
Product: UPF0481 protein At3g47200
Exons: 1
Coding region: 126-1481 (451 amino acids)
Source: RefSeq, a predicted model, not a curated record